Lodderomyces jiufengensis is the source of this 924-nucleotide messenger RNA. RefSeq names its product acylglycerol lipase. Gene Ontology annotation, cellular component: membrane. The record is from RefSeq and is a predicted model, not a curated record. The transcript has a single exon. Lineage: Eukaryota; Fungi; Ascomycota; Pichiomycetes; Serinales; Debaryomycetaceae. The coding region runs from base 1 to 924 and encodes 307 amino acids. Gene Ontology annotation, molecular function: lipase activity.
AUGACUACUACCACUCCAGAAAUUGCAAUACCAUUUGAACCAAAAGGUAAAGCUAUAAAUGAAUUUGUUGAAUAUAAUGGUGCUAAAUUUAAAACAGUUACAUGGAAAGUACCAAAUAAUGUUAAAUAUUUAGGUAAAAUUAUAUAUGUUCAUGGAUUUGCAGAACAAGCUAAUGUAUAUACUGAACAUUUUGAUGGAUUAUCACAAGUUGGUUAUGAAAUAUUUUUUUUUGAUCAAAGAGGAGCAGGAGAAACUUCUCCUGGUAAAAAAAUUGGAGAAACUAAUGAAUUUCAUUCAUUUGAUGAUUUAGAUUUUUUUAUUAAAUUAAAUCAUGAUAAAUUAAUAAAUAAAGAAGAAAAAUUUAUUUUAAUGGGUCAUUCAAUGGGUGGAGGAAUAGUUUUAAAUUAUGGAAUUAGAGGUAAAUAUAAAGACUAUGUUAAAUCAAUAGUUGCAUGUGGUCCAUUAAUUAAAUUACAUCCAAAAUCUCAACCAAAUAUUAUAUCUAGAUUAGCAUUACCUUAUGUCUCAAAAUUUUUACCAAAUUUUAAAUUAGAUUCAAAAUUAAAUUAUGAUUAUAUCACAUCAAAUGAAAGAUGGAAAAGUUAUAUUAUUCAACAUGAUAAAAAAUUAAUUGGUUCAUUAAUUCAAUUUAAUGAUAUGUUUAAAAGAGGUUCAGAUUUAUUAAAUCCUGAAUAUGUUAAAAAAUGGGAUCCUUCAAUUUCUGUUUUAAUUAUACAUGGUACAAAUGAUUAUAUUAAUGAUAUUAUUGGUAGUGAAGAAUUUUUUGAAAUUUUACCAUCAAAUAUUAAUAAAGUAUUUGAUAGAAUUGAAGGUGGUAGACAUAGUUUGUUUAUUGAAAAUGAUGAAAUGUAUCAAAUUAUUGCUAAAAAAGUUUUGGAUUUCUUACAUGAAUAUGCUAAUUAA